AUGUCACCCCCAAAAGGAACUAUAAUAACCUAUUUGCAUCCCAACUAUGAAGGUGUUGCAUUUGAAAUGAAGGUGCCAGUAAGACAUUCAAAUGCAAAUUUUGAAAUUAGAUCGGUAAAGGUUGGUCCAGAGACAACUCUUUGUGUAUCGGAAAAAUCUGGAAAAGUUGUUAAAUUCAAGAGUGGUGAUCAUCCAGAGAUUCGUAUUCCAUACGAGUCUAUCCUCCAAGGUAUUGAUGUAGUCUUUGAAUUUUCAAUUGAUAUUCGUUUCAAACAUUCAAUUGCUUCGGAACCAGCUGAUAACUAUGACCUCACCAUCAAACCACUCCAUUUUGACAACACUGUCAUUCAAUCUGGUGGUGAUUAUGUUGGCGUUCAAAUCCCUAAACUAAGUCCACCCGAUUCUUUGAUCGUCUCUCAAAUCUCGGUACGUGAGAAACCUUGGCCACAUCAAAUCGUUGCCAAUGGUUCGGUCUACUUUAAGUAUAACCCAGUCAACCACGAUAUCUCAUUCCAAAUCACUAAUGGCUUGCCAGCUAACAUAUCAAUCGUAAAAGAUGAUAUUUGGGGAUUUACAAUCUCUUUAAACUCAAUAAAUAAAUAA
Molecule: messenger RNA, 603 nt
Organism: Cavenderia fasciculata
Lineage: Eukaryota; Evosea; Eumycetozoa; Acytosteliales; Cavenderiaceae
Gene: cad3
Product: putative calcium-dependent cell adhesion molecule-3
Exons: 2
Coding region: 1-603 (200 amino acids)
Biological process (GO): calcium-dependent cell-cell adhesion
Cellular component (GO): external side of plasma membrane; cell-cell junction
Molecular function (GO): calcium ion binding; calmodulin binding
Source: RefSeq, a predicted model, not a curated record